CGUCACCGCAAAACCCCCCUUCUCUCCGGCCACCACCUCCUCCCUCCUCCAUGUCCGAAUCACCUCCCUCCGAUCAUCAUCCCUCUCCCUCCUCCGCCAAGCUCCGCAAGAUCCCUCCCAUUCCCGUUCGCCGCGAUUCCAUACCCAUUGCCGGAGACUCUGAUUCCGAUCAUGAACAUCACCUUCCCGAGGAUCGCCCUCUUCAACCUGACGAUUCCUCUAUCAUUAUGGCCUCCUCUCUUGGGUUGAACCACAUUCGGACGCGCUCUGCUCCAUUGCCGCUAAGGACCUCUGCUGUUGGCACGCCCUCCAAUUUGGGAGAUAAUUCCAGAAAUAAUGUCACCGUGGGGAACGAUUCCGAAAAAAAUGUUUCCUCCACUGAACAAGGGAAAAAAGUUCUGUGGAGUCAAUCAAAAUCGUUCAGAUAUCCGACAGCUCUGAAUCCUGAUUUUGAGGGUAAUCAUGUAGCGUUUGGAAAGGAAAUUCAGUCUCCACGGUUCCGUGCCAUACUGCGUGUUACUAGUGGAAGAAAGAAGAGAACCCCGGAUAUCAAAAGCUUCUCUCACGAGCUCAAUUCCAAGGGAGUUCGCCCUUUUCCACUUUGGAAACCUAAGGCAUUUGGACAUUUGGAAGAGAUCAUGGUGGCUAUCAGAGCAAAAUUUGACAGAUUGAAGGAUGAUGUUAAUUACGAACUGGGCAUUUUUGCUGGAGAUCUCGUAGAUAUACUUGAAAAGACAGACCAGUCUCAGCCUGAACUAAAAGAGGGUUUGGAGGACGUAUUGGUGGUUGCUCGGAAAUGUGCCACAAUGUCACCUACAGAAUUCUGGACGAAAGGUGAAGGGAUUGUCCAAAAUCUAGAUGAUCGGCGGCAGGAGCUGUCAUUAGGGAUUCUUAAGCAAGCCCAUACCCGCCUUCUCUUCAUCUUGACACGAUGUACUCGGCUUAUUCAGUUCAGAAAGGAGAGUGGAUAUGAAGAUGAUCACAUUUUGGGUCUUCAUCAACUUAGUGAUCUAGGAAUUUAUCCAGAGAAACUUAGGCAGCUCGAACAACUUGACUUUGGUGAUCCAUUGACUGUGAAAGAAGAGAGUGAGCAGCAGCUAAAGUUGGUUGGUAAGGAUCAAGUCAGUUGCAUGGUGAAGCAAGAUUUAGGUCAAAGUUUUAGUAAUAGUGCUGGAACUGUUGAGCUGGACUCUGCCUUAAGUGUUGCUUCAUCUACAAGCAUGUACAGGAUGGCAUCCUGGAAAAAGCUACCAUCAGCAGCUGCGAAGAACCGGAAAGACUCUGACUCUACUGGAACACCUUCUAAGGAUAAACUUGAACUAUUGCAUGUACAUGAAGCUAAGACGGGGAGCAACAACCAAUUAAAUACCCCAUCUAGUCAUAUUGAGCAUUCAGAAGUACCUCCUAAAGAACAAAAGGUAUCUUGGGGAAUAUGGGGUUAUCAUCAAAAUGCCACUUUUGAGAAUUUGAUGAUUUGUCGAAUUUGUGAGGUUGAAAUUCCAACCAUUCAUGUUGAGGAGCAUUCUCGAAUAUGUACAAUUGCCGAUAGGUGUGAUUUGAAAGGUUUAACCGUGAAUGAGCGCCUUGUACGGGUUGCUACAGCUCUUGAAAAGAUACUAGAGUCUUGGACGCCUAAAAGUACACCAAGAAGUAGUGAUACUUCCUGUGGAAAUUUUGAUACUGUCAAGGUUUCUACAUCAAGUAUGCAAGAAGAGGUUUUUGAGCUGUCAUCUAGAGGAAUCAAUUUGUCAUGUCGAAACUCUGAAGAUCUGCUUGAUUCCCUCCCUGUUACUGGCAACUCCUCCUUCAUGGAAAGUCAGGAUGUUUUUCCUGAUUCAUCAUACAAUCGACCAUUUAUUUUCACACCAGAUCACAGUACAAAAUCAACGUCAGCUGGGACUCUAACACCAAGAUCACCUCUUUUAACACCCAGAUCCAGCCAGGUUGAAUUGUUGUUGCAUGGACGAAAAACAAUAUCUGAACUUGAAAAUUAUCAGCAGAUUUACAAAUUAUUGGAUAUUGUUCGUUCCAUUGCAAACGUUAACAACUCUGGAUACGGUGCAUUGGAGUCCAUGCUUGAUCGAUUAGAGGACCUUAAAUAUGCAAUCCAGGAUAGGAAGGUGGAUGCCCUUGUUGUGGAGACUUUUGGAAGGCGCAUAGAGAAGCUCUUGCAGGAGAAAUAUGUGCAUCUUUGUGGGCAAAUUGAAGAUGAUAAAGUAGACUCUUCACAUGGCAUGGUUGAUGAAGAGAGUUCGGUGGAAGAUGAUACUGUUCGUAGUUUGCGUGCAAGUCCUGUUAAUACAUGCUCAAAAGAUCGAACAUCUAUUGAAGAUUUUGAAAUAAUUAAACCAAUUAGUAGAGGGGCAUAUGGCCGAGUUUUUCUUGCCAGAAAAAGAGCAACUGGAGACUUGUUUGCAAUAAAGGUUUUAAAGAAGGCUGAUAUGAUUCGCAAGAAUGCAGUUGAAAGUAUUUUGGCUGAGCGUAACAUCCUUAUCUCAGUUCGCAACCCUUUUGUGGUCCGCUUUUUCUACUCUUUCACAUGUAGGGAAAAUCUGUAUCUGGUCAUGGAAUACUUAAAUGGUGGUGAUAUUUAUUCCUUACUGAGAAACCUAGGGUGCUUAGAUGAAGAUAUGGCUCGUAUUUAUAUCGCUGAAAUUGUUCUUGCUUUGGAGUAUUUACACUCCUUAAAUGUGAUUCACAGAGACCUAAAGCCAGAUAACUUAUUGAUUGGUCAAGAUGGUCACAUAAAGUUGACAGAUUUUGGGCUCUCCAAGAUUGGUCUUAUCAAUAGUACAGAUGAUUUCUCAGGUCCAUCAAUCAGUGGAACUGCUUCACUUGGAGACAGUGGACCAACAUCUCAAUCUUUGUCAAAAAGAGAACAGAGACAAAAGCACUCAGUAGUUGGUACUCCAGAUUAUUUGGCUCCUGAGAUACUUCUGGGCAUGGGACAUGGUGUAACUGCGGAUUGGUGGUCUGUUGGAGUGAUUCUUUUUGAGAUGCUUGUAGGAAUACCGCCGUUCAAUGCAGAAAAUCCACAGCAAAUUUUUGAUAAUAUCAUUAACAGAGACAUACCAUGGCCCAAAGUGCCUGAGGAGAUGAGUUAUGAAGCCCAAGAUUUGAUUGACAAAUUGCUGACUGAAAAUUCAGUUCAAAGACUGGGAGCUACUGGAGCCAGAGAGGUGAAGGAGCAUCCUUUCUUUAAAGAUAUUAACUGGGAAACACUUGCAAGGCAGAAGGCCAUGUUUAUACCAUCAGCAGAGCCACAGGAUACAAGUUAUUUCAUGAGCCGUUAUAUAUGGAAUCCAGAAGACGAGGAUUUUAAUGGUGGAAGUGACUUUGAUGAUCAUGAUUUGACCGAUACUUGCAGCAGUAGUUCAUUUAGUAACCUACAAGAUGAAGACGGAGACGAAUGUGGUAGUUUGGCUGACUUCUGUACAUCAGCCCUUUCUGUGAAGUACUCGUUCAGCAAUUUCUCUUUCAAGAAUUUAUCUCAACUGGCUUCCAUCAAUUAUGAUUUGGUUGUGAAGAGCAGUCAAAACUCACCAGAUGUAUCAAAACCAUCCAUUCCUUGAAGCUGAUUUAAUUACAUGCCAUCUUUGGCUGCUUCAUCAACUGGUAACGAUGAAGAAAGCUUGGCAUAACUUUUAAACUUGUUUUGUUUUAUUGCAUAGCUCAGCUGUAGUGAGGCUUUUUAACCCUUAUAUUAUUACUGUCAGGAGCCCACACAUUUAUGUAGCUAUUUUUGUAAGAAUGUACAUUAAAAUUAUUAUAUUUCAUUUUCAGAAUUCUGUAAAUAUAUGUAUAUAUAUAUAUGUUUUUUAGUUUAAAAUUGGGGAGACGUGUAUUUUCAUGACUCAAGUGCAACUCUGA
Benincasa hispida (wax gourd) is the source of this 3870-nucleotide messenger RNA. It is a transcript of the gene IRE, whose product is annotated as AGC (cAMP-dependent, cGMP-dependent and protein kinase C) kinase family protein. Gene Ontology annotation, biological process: intracellular signal transduction; peptidyl-serine phosphorylation. Lineage: Eukaryota; Viridiplantae; Streptophyta; Magnoliopsida; Cucurbitales; Cucurbitaceae. Gene Ontology annotation, molecular function: protein serine/threonine kinase activity; ATP binding. The record is from RefSeq and is a predicted model, not a curated record.